This is a messenger RNA of Dermacentor albipictus, 3821 nucleotides long. RefSeq names its product piggyBac transposable element-derived protein 4-like. Lineage: Eukaryota; Metazoa; Arthropoda; Arachnida; Ixodida; Ixodidae. The record is from RefSeq and is a predicted model, not a curated record.
GAGCUUCGAGUCCGAAGAUGACAGUACUUCUGCUUCAAGCUCUGACGGCGACGAUGUUUCGAGUCAGCCCGGGACAUCCGCAGCUGCUCACCGGGUCCGUACGUCGCUAGGCCAGGAUGUGCUGCCACCGGCUGUGAAGAAACUUCAGUUCACGCCAACAAGGCCGCCCGGAGCACAUCUCGGCCCAGCACUUCGGAGCAGCGCAAGACGCUUUACAACGGCGCGCGAUUUUUUCCUCCUGUUCUUCACCGCAGAAGUAAUAAAUACUAUCUGCAAGAACACGAAUAAAUAUGCUUGGAUGCAUAUUUUGGAGCUUCCAAGCUAUGCUGAAAGAGAUGGGUCGUGGAAGGAAGUGACUCCCGACGAACUAGUGAAGUUCAUUGGACUGCUCAUUUAUAUGGGCAUUGUGAACGUGCCACGCAUCCACCUUUACUGGAAUACCAGUAGGCUUUUUUCAGGGCUUCUUCCUCGGAACGUUAUGCCAAGGAGACGGUUUUCUGCACUUCUGCGCUUCCUAAGUGUCACUGAUCCGGAGGCGACUACUGUAGCUACGCACGGCAGGCUGCACCGCGUAUUGUGGCUUCUGCAACACGUGAACACUACAUCAGCAGAACUUUUUCAACCUGCGCGGAACCUCUCUGUGGAUGAAAGAAUGGUCAAAUCGAAAGGAAGAUCGGGUAUUCGGCAAUACAUGCGGGACAAAAUUGUAAAGUGGGGAUAUAAAUUGUGGGUGCUUGCUGAUUCGCAGACUGGCUAUUCCGUUCAAUUUUAUGUGUACGCAGGCAAACGGGAAACAGCUAGUGCAAGUGGACUAGCAUUUGAUGUGGUGACACAACUGUGCGAUAAAUACCUCAAUCAAGGAUAUGUUAUCUACAUGGACAACUUUUACACAUCUGCGUCUCUCUUUGCUCACCUGCUAAAUCGCAAAACCCUCGCUUGUGGCACGACACGUAAAGAUCGUCGGUGCUUCCCAUCUGAAUUGAAGGACGUGUCAUGGGAGAAAAAGGCAAAGAGAGGUGAUGUUCGGUGGCUCCGACGGAAUAACAUCCUGUAUUUGCAAUGGAAGGACAGGAAGGUUGUUCACAUGAUGUCAACAGCGCACACUGCCAACAGGCAUGUUACAGCCACAAGGAAAGAGAGAAGAGGCGGCGUGUGGACUAUCAUCCCAAUCGAAAAGCCGGUGCUGAUUGACGACUAUAAUUCCGGGAUGCUUGGAGUUGAUAAGUCCGAUCAGCUGAUUGCAUCCUAUAACGUUUUGAUGAAGUGCGUGAGGUGGUGGAAGACGCUCUUCUUUCAUUGUAUUGACAUGGCUGUUGUGAAUAGCUUCAUUCUUUUUCAAGAGCACCGCCAGCAACACCUCUCAACACCGGAAUUGCAGAGGAGCGCCCACUUCGACCAACUUUCUUUUCGGUUGGAGCUCACCCAACAGCUGCUCGAGCUUGAUGAUGAAGAGGUUCCCAGAGUACAUCCUGUCCCAAAAGAAGUGCCGCACCAUCCGCAAAAGAUGCCGAAAAGGCGAAACUGCAGGAUGUGCUAUCAGGAACGCAAAAUCGAACAAAAGACAAACGUUUUCUGCGAAAACUGCGAAGUGCACCUGUGCCUCACGAAAACGCGCAACUGCUUCACCGCAUGGCACGAGCGCUGAAGCUGUUCCCGGUCUUUAGUUUUUUUUAUGUAGCUGAAGAACGGCGCGGUACAGAGAAUUAAUUUUUUUUAGACAGUAUUCCUGAGUCAUUGAUCUUCAAAAUGUAUAUUCUAAAUUUUCUUUCUUAAUAAUGUGUAUGUAGAUAUUGUGCCUUUUCUUUCUUGUUUUUAUCAACUCGCCACAAAAAUGGCACUUUUCCGAAUUUUUUGUAUGUUCCCUAAUAAAUUGUUUGCUUUGUAACUUAUGUUUUUGGAAAGAGCAUUUCAUUAUGUGCAAUUUGGCAUGCUGCAACGUGUUCUGGAAUAUUAUUUGUACUGGCAAAAAAAUUUCUUCCGAGACCUAUGAAAAACGGCCAUUUUCUCGCGGUAACGAAAGAGUUAAUGUCUGCCUUCUUCACAGUGAACGUCUUCGUAGGCAGCAUUCUGUAGAUAGAGCAGCCUCAUCAAGAUCGUACACAUCUGCUGCAUCAUAUUUGGUGAUUAGUGGAGUCAAGGUGUGCUGUUUCCAGGCAUCGACAACACUCUGGUCCGCGCUGCCACUCUCAUCACAAAUAGUAAUGAAUGUUAAAUUGUUUGGAUCUUUCAAGCGACAGAACCACCCUUUGCUGUACUUAAACUCUGUACGGCCAAGUUGCAGCGCCAGCUGGUUAGCUUUCUCCCGCAAAAUGGUCCCGUUGAUGGGAAGGGGUGCUGCAUUCGCUUUCUGCAGCAAAGCAAUCAAGGCAGCUUCGACGUCGGCGUAUAUAAGAGUGUGUGCUCGUGUACACUUUGCAGAGUGCAUCUUGCUGUACACAUAGAGUAUUGUCUGCUUGUUCUUGACGAUGUUACACAGUGUUUACAAGGGAACGUGGUGCUUUUCGACGAGAGCAGUUUUUGAUGCCAUUGACUUGCUGGCCUCUUCAGUCAAACAAACCUUUUCUUGCAGUGACAAACUCUUGUACUUCGGCAUCUUCUGAGCACACCAAGGUUAAACAUUUCACAAUGAAAAAAUGCAUAGGUGCAGACAAACGCAGCAGUUACACAAUGUUCGCCAACUGAAAUCCAACUGGCAAGUCCUAACAAGGCCCACAAAGCUGGAAAAGCUGGAAAAGCAUGGCCUUCAAGAUCUGUUCUUAAAAGAAGUGCGUAGAUUCUAACUUAGUUGAAACCUUCGAGAUUGGCAACUCCUAUUGCAUAGCUUGGAAGCCGCGGCCAAGUGUGCAAAUUAACAGGGAAGUGGCCGACUGGCUGCACCAAUUAUCCGGUAAAAUAUACAUCUAAAAAUUUGGGACAGCACAUAUAAUACAAGUUAUCUGGGAUUCCCAAUUAACCGAGUGCGAAUUGCCGAGGUGCUACUGUACUUUACUAUCAGUGGGCCAUGAGUUGAUUCUGCAUAUGAUAGCAAAGCGUUUUAGUUGACUGGAAGUGGAAACUACUGGGCUACACUGGCAUUUUGCAAAGGUAUUGCCCUUACGGCUGCAGCAUCAGCCACACAUGUGCCGUGAGUUGUUUUCGAUGUUGCUUCAGCCAAAAAGUAUAAAAUUUUGCAGGUAGAAUGCCAUCAUCAGCAACAACGUAAACGAAUUGUUGACGAACCGUGAUCUCUGUGAACCGUGAUAAUGGCGUAGUAACUGCCGACUCUACAACUUUGCAUGGCAGCGGCACACAGUUGCCAUAUUCGCACCAACCCUGGAUGCAUGAAUAUCGAGAGUAAUGAUAAGAUAGCAACGCUUGAGUGGCCGUUAGUCCAAAAUGGUCGAUAUUCUCAAAAUAGCCGUAGUGCAUGCAAUGCCACAAGGGGAACUACACAAAGCGUGCCACCUUUGUGGCCUCCAAGAUUGCGCGUGGUGCUGCACAGAAAAGUGUGCAAAAAAUGCCGCUGCCAUAACCUCCAAGAUAGCACUGGCCCACACGCCAUUGCUCAUCUUGGCAGUUAUAUUUUCGUCGGGUGGGCGCACUGCCAUGCUUUAGAACUUUGUGUGCGCCUUCCUUUCACCAUGACCGGGUAUGAAACAUUCUUUGUAACAGUAUUGCGCUUUGAAAUGUUUGUUAUAUCUGGAUGCAUUUUCAAUAGGCAGGGUCGAAAAAUCGUAAAUGCAGAGUAAUAUGGUCGCUAUAACCAAUAAUUAGUUAUAUCUGGUAUUGUUAUAAAUCGGUUCAACUGCAGUGGCUUUCAGGUUCAGGGUUGCGUUACUGCU